Molecule: messenger RNA, 1921 nt
Organism: Exaiptasia diaphana
Lineage: Eukaryota; Metazoa; Cnidaria; Anthozoa; Actiniaria; Aiptasiidae
Product: alpha-tubulin N-acetyltransferase
Exons: 11
Coding region: 356-1798 (480 amino acids)
Biological process (GO): alpha-tubulin acetylation
Cellular component (GO): microtubule
Molecular function (GO): tubulin N-acetyltransferase activity
Source: RefSeq, a predicted model, not a curated record
UUGUUUUCAGUUGCUAAGUAUCUGUGUUCUUGUUUUCUUUCGAUGAUCAGCCCUGUUCUUUCAAAAAAUCCAUUACUUCAAGAGGUUAUACUAACUCAAGAUGCUUUAAGCAAUACAUCUAACUGSUUAAUUUUGUGGAAACAGCACUGAGUUUGUUAUUUUACGAGAGAAAUUCUCAAGUCUCUACUAUCAACGUUCAAGUCUGGAAGUUGAGCAUUUAACUUAAUAGUUCACGUUGGCAAAGAGAAUUGGAACAGUUCCAGUAUUUACUACAUUGAAAAUUAAGAAACACAAUGAAAUGCUGAAAAUCUGAACGUGAAAUAUCUAUCUGCUGUUGUUGCUACUCGAUUUGAUCAUGGAAUUCAAAUUCAACGUCAAUGAUAUUCUCCCUGAUCCAAUCUCUGUUGUGGAUGASAAGCUGUUGCCUUUCGCUAGAAGACAGCGAUUUGAUAGGGUAACUCUUGCAUCAAAGCAAGCAGAUCUAAAGAAAAUAAUUGACCUCAUGGGAGAAGCCUCUACUAAGGCUCAGAACCUGAAAACUCCAAUAACUAGUGCUAUAAAACUAUUACAUUCAGAUCACAAACUCUACAUUUCUAAGGACCCUAAUGCUAACAAUGGUUUAGGUGCAGUUGUAGGAAUCAUCAAAAUUGGACACAAGAAGCUGUUUGUUCAGGAUUUCCAGGGUGUUCAAUAUGAAGUGAACCCUCUGUGCAUCCUGGAUUUCUAUGUCCAUGAAUCAAAACAAAGAACAGGCUGUGGGAAGACUCUUUUUGAUCACAUGCUCAAGAUGGAAGGUGUCAAUGUGGACCAGUUAGCAAUUGAUAAGCCAUCUCACAAGUUCCUGUCCUUCUUGARGAAGCAUUUUCACUUAGAUAAACCAAUUCCUCAAGUAAACAACUUUGUAAUAUAUGCAGGGUUUUUCCAUGACUUACAAGCUGUUGGUCUAGUUCCAAAGAGAGGUCAUCGUUUCAGCAGCCCCAGCUCUGGUCAAGCUCCUGUACAUCCAUACAAGAGACAAACUAAUGAAAAUAAUGAACACUUAAUAAACAAACGGCAAGCAAUGAACUGUCAAUCACCAUUAAACCAACCAUCAUCAAUACAACAAGAUGAAACCACAAUAGAGGUUGAACCAAUGGAAACAAGUUCGUCCUACUUGAGCUCGAGCGCAGCAAUUCCAACUAGCACCGACCGGACAUAUAAAGAUAUCAGUCUUCCCCCUAUUGUAUCCAGGCCACCAGGGAGACACUCCGCUUCUCGGGCACAGGUUGGACCAAGUGGGACAAGAUGGGUGUUGGAUAAUAGCCUUGCAGGGGGAGCAGCAACAUACAGUGCGUUUAACGCCGAACGAGGUCUGGCAGCACGCGCCACGGCCUACAGCCGCUACAAUCCCUCAAGAGAGAACUCGGCACCAGUUAUACGGACGAGUAGAGACUCGGCCAGGAGUAACUUGGACAACUUCGAUAGAAUUUCAAGUGGAGGACGGAAAAGAAAUCUCCAUCUGACGUCGGCUGGGAAUCCUUUGCAGACAGAGUCRUUUCAACGGCAAAARCCUGCUUUAAACAAAAAACAACCAACUGAAGUCAAGCCGCAAAUGGACGUGAAUUCAAACGAAUYAACGAACAGUUCUGUAAACCCAAAUUACCUAACGUCCACUGGAAAUUACUCUAUCUCACAGAUGUACAACAGUCUCUACGGACCACAAAGAUCGUUAGGGACUGGGUGGAACGUAUUUGGCGUUCCUACGGGAACUGGAAUGUUACAAACAAGAAGAAACAGUUCUAGAACAUUCCCAUACUAGUCUAAAUGAGUGGUAAUCAGUCUUAUAUAUUAUAAAAACAAUUUUAUGUAAAAUAAAGGACAAACUGUUAAAAACUGAUAAAAGGAAAACAUGACCCUACUUGAAUAAAAAUUCGGAAACGUU